AAGUAAAAAGGUUUGAUGAAAAGUGCACUAUAAUUCUUAGAACACUAACCUCAGCACAAAUCGAAGCAGUUCAAGAAAUGAUAAAUGAAAAUUUCAGUGAUGGUCUUAAUGCUGAGCAAGUUCCUAAAGCCCUGAAGCUUACAUUGGAACUAGUAGAAGAUAUGAUGAAAGAUAAAAGCGAAGCUGAAGAAAUUGAUAAAGAAAUCCUUGAACAGCCUAUAAAAUCCACUGAACAACCAACAGCAGAUAUGAAAAACAUCCAAAGCACCAAAGCGAAUGAAGAAGCCUCCAAGUUGGACAAUAAACCUAAUUAUAUAAAGGGAGCUCUAAGCUUGAUUAACUGUUAUAUUGAAGAACCUGGAAAUGUCAAUAAUGAUGAUGGCAAUGAAACUUGGUAUUUUUGCAAUAAUGAGAUCCCUGAAGAGUGA
This is a messenger RNA of Dentiscutata erythropus, 428 nucleotides long. The record is from the annotation of a GenBank genome assembly. Lineage: Eukaryota; Fungi; Glomeromycota; Glomeromycetes; Diversisporales; Gigasporaceae.